UUCAUGAAUUCUAACGUAAUACACUUUGAUCUUGUACUUUUUAGAAUUUCAAACUGAUAUUAUAUUUGGCAGAUGUGGUGGGUGACCUCCCUUAUUUUAACUCUCUGCCACUAUGUGUGUUCCUAUGAGGACAAGUUUAAAUCGUCGACAACCUUUUCCGACUACUACAUCCUUGGUGUUCCCAAAUACGAGAACGCUGUUGUCGAGUUUUACAUGUCCACGAUGUUGGUGGUACCGUUCCAGAUAGAUUUCAGAGUGAAGAAAUUUGUGCCUGAAGGGGACAGAAAAGUGUUGGUGGUCACAACUACACACGUCUUUGUGAAAAAGUUUGAGCUUGCAGUGUUUGAGAUGGAUCUGAAUGCAGAGGAACUCAAGUCCAUCGUCUGUAUAAGCCAGAAUUGGAUGCAGACGUUCAGCGUCACGAUGGUGUUCGUAGACAAAACCACAGGGUACUGGAGCGACUCCAUCCUCGCCACCCCUGUCUCCAUGUUUAACAAAGCGGCCUAUGUGCCAAAUUUUCGUCCAACAGGUUUCCAGUUCAUCGUCAUGACUGAUGGAUUUAUUUCGGAUAUAAUUGUUUCUAAUUAUAACACUCGAAUUCAUGCUUGGCUUAAUGGUGAGGAGUUUCUUAUAUUUGAUGGCUUUUGUUUUGAAACUUCUGAAACAGACCAUGCUUUUUUUAUAGGUGUUGAUCGAAGAAAAUACAGUGCAUUCGGUGUAAUUGUGGCGCCCUGUAACUUACAGAGAAGGCUAGACACAAAUAACAGCACAAAUAUCUUCAUGUCCUCCUAUGCUGGUAUGGAAGCAUCCUAUGCAGAAUAUGUAGUGUUCAGCAGGUUUGAUCCUCUUUUGGGUUCGCAGCGAACGGUCAAGGAUGAAUUGAUUAUAACGAGCCAUUGGUUUGACGAAACGAUGAUUGUCAUUAACGAACAAACUAGACACUUUUUAACCUCACGUUACUCAAUGACGAUACAAAUUAUUGAACCAAUGUAUAUCAGAGCAAGCUUUCCUCUGUAUUGUUACUAUAUCAGCAAAAAUGAAGACAGCACUUGGGGAGGAGCCGCCAGUCUUAUACUACCGAAACUGUCAUAUAUAUCAAGCUACUCAAUCAGCGUACCUUUUCCUUACAAGUCUUCCCAAUACGAGAGUUACUCGCAUCUUAUUUUCAUCGCUCGAAAUAGUAAACUUUCAAAAAUAUUAUUGAAUGAUAAUUAUAUUUUGGAAUACAAAAUACUGCUGAAAAACGUCGAAAGCAUCGGGUACCAAGUAGGGUAUGUACAAAUAUCAUCCGGGCUUCAUUAUUCCUUUUCUGAAGACGUCUCAGAUUUUGGCUUGUAUUUGUAUGGCCGUAAAGGCCGUGGGACCUACCUACACCCUGUAGGCUUCAAGGACAUUAUAAUGCAUACGCUUGACUCGCGGAGAGAAUGUUGGGAAUCAACAUCUAGACGAGAAAUGUUUGAAGGCGAUCUUGUAGAUAACGACUGUGAUGGCUAUAUCGAUGAAGAGACUCCAGGUAAGGAUUAUGAUAACGAUCAAUUAUUCUCAGAAGAUCUUAAACGGAAAAACGCAGCUCACGGAGCGUGGGGUGGGUGGGAAGGCUGGAUGUGUGAAGAUUCCUGUAGUAACAGUAACUUUACAAAAAGGAGAUAUUGCGACGAACCUGCGCCAGAAUAUGAAGGAGCUCAAUGUCAAGGUCAUAACCUUGAAACAAAAAAUUCCGUAUGCGGCACAGAUGAUUGUUUUGCAGUUGACUGUCCUGUUGGAUUCUACGGAAAGAACUGUGAACAUUCAUGUCCCAAUUGUGCUGGUGGUUGCCGGGUUGUUGACGGAUCAUGCUGGACGUGUAAACCCGGGUGGUUGGGUUCACACUGUGAUGUCGCAUGCCCACCAAUGACUUACGGUUAUCUUUGUCUACACUCUUGCAGUAAAAAAUGUAACGGUCAGGAUUGUCUUGAAAGAGUCAAUGGGAUGUGCAAAUCAAGUUUUGACGUUCUGAGUUUUAUGGCUAUCUUCUACACUGUGAUAUUUUUCACACUAGCCAUCAUGUGUUACAGUGUUGUGUGGACGAGUGAUGAUGAAGUAAAACCAGUGGAGGUUGUAACAGUCAAACGUGUGUCUUCUAAAGAGUUCGUGCUCACUACUUUAGUGCUGGAUCGUGAAGAUUAA
Messenger RNA from Physella acuta, 2166 nucleotides. RefSeq lists its product as uncharacterized. Gene Ontology annotation, biological process: heterophilic cell-cell adhesion. The record is from RefSeq and is a predicted model, not a curated record. NCBI's taxonomy places the organism in Eukaryota, Metazoa, Mollusca, Gastropoda, Physidae. Gene Ontology annotation, molecular function: scavenger receptor activity.